AUGGCUGCUGAGUUCACCCCCCUCGACGUCGAGGCGUUGAUCAAGCAAAUGACCUGGGACGAGAAGACCGAAUUGCUUGCUGGGCAGGGAUCUUUCCGAACGACCGGUCUACCUCAUCGCCAAAUACCAGAUCUCAUUACCUCAGACGGCCCUCAUGGCAUCCGAGGACGUCGUUCUUUUGCUCGUAACCCGAGCCCCAUGCUGCCCUCUGCCACUGGUAUGGGCGCAACUUUCAACGCCGAAUUAUUGCACAAGGUCGGCAAUCUUCUUGGAGAGGAGGCAAGAGCCAGAGGGGUGCAUGUGCUGUUGGCACCUACCAUCUGCCUCCAGCGUUCACCAUUAUUCGGACGUGGCUUCGAGGCGUUCGCCGAAGAUCCCUUCCUGAGCGGUAUUCUCGGAGCAGCCUACAUCAACGGCGUGCAAGAACGAGGUGUUGCAACGAGUGUCAAGCAUUAUGCCGCGCACGAUCAGUCGGACAAUUCCAUUGAAGACAAUGUCUGCAUGACGCAGCGGACUUUGAGGGAGAUCCAUCUAAUGCCAUUCCAACUCGUCAUGCGCGACUCAGAUCCCUGGACCUUUAUGACCUCUUACAACAAGAUCAAUGGUAUUCACGUUAGCGAAGACCCUUUGCUGCUGAAGCAGGUUCUUCGAGAUGAAUGGGGCUUCAAGGGACUCGUCAUGAGCGACUGGUUUGGUACUUACAGCACCUCUGAAGCCAUCAACGCCGGGCUUGAUCUGGAGAUGCCCGGGCCCACACAAUGGAGAGGCAAGUGUCUAAGUCUAGCUAUUAACAGCCGCAAAGUCGCGCGUACGACAGUUGACGAGGCUGUUCGGAAUGUUCUCAAUUUGGUGAACAAAGUGAAGGAUACGAAACCGGCUGGCUAUUUCGCGGCGUCGAAUACACCCGAGCAGCAGGCUCUGAUUCGUCAACUGGUCGCUGAAAGCAUCGUCUUGCUAAAGAAUGAUUGCAAGGUGCUCCCAAUCACAAAACCAAAAGGGAAGACAAUCGGAUUGAUUGGCGAUCAUGUCAAGAACCCUGCUUUGAGUGGAGGCGGCAGUGCAGAGGUUGAGCCUUACUACUCCGUGACACCUUACGAUGCUAUUGUCGAGGCAGUUGGAACGGAAAACGUAUCAUAUGCCCUUGGUUGCCAUUCCUUCAGAUUCAGCCCACUUCUAAAGAAUUUAAUGCCUCAGCAGUCACAGCACAAAGGGUUUGGGUGGUCAGUUGAGAUCUUUGAGGAGAAUCCGGACGAGAACCCUAACGCAGAAGUACUCGUGACGGCUCACGCCCAGAAAGAACUCAUAGAUGUGCCCGAGAGUUUCCACGCGUCGCUUCCAAAGAAGUUUUACGUCAGAGCCCGGGCUAUAUACACGCCUUCCGUCACGAGCCCCUUCAGAUUCGGCUUCAGUACAUCGGGGAAAGGCAAGCUCAAAAUAGACGGGAAGGAUGUCAUCGAUUUAUGGACGGACCAGCCGCCGAAAACAGGGCCUACGCCUUGCUUCAACAGGCUUUCCAUGGAGAAGUUUUGCAACACAGAUGUGGUUGAGGGUCUAACCCUCGAACUUGAGGUUGUUCAAGUAAACGAGGACCUCUCAGGAGGUGUUGGCACAGCUUUGACCCUUGCAGGCCGCGUUGGUGGAUUUGAGCUCAUUGAUGAGGAGGUCGCCAUCAAAGAAGCUGCAAACUUGGCCAAGGAAGUCGAUAUUCCUAUCGUUGUGACUGGACUGUCAUCAGAUUUCGAGUAUGAAGGGGCCGACCGAAAGCACCUCAGACUGCCAGGCCGCGUCGACGAUCUAAUCGAAGCAGUGCUUCAAGCCAAUCCAAAUGCUGUAAUUAUCACUCAAUCAGGGUGUCCAAUUGAGAUGCCGUGGGAAUCGAAAGCAGCUACCUUGGUGCACGCAUGGUUCGGCGGCCAGGAGACAGGCCAUGGCCUCGCAGACGUUCUCUUCGGCAAAGCCAAUCCCUCCGGCCGCCUAUCUCAGACGUUCCCUGUGUCCAUCAAGCAUACCCCCGCAUAUCUCUCAUUCUCAAAGUCUGACUACGAUAUCGUGUACGGUGAGGGGGUCUUCAUCGGCCACCGCUACUACGAAUCAGUUGACAGAGAUCCGCUCUUCUACUUCGGCCAAGGCCUGUCCUACUCAAAGUUUGAGUACUCGAAGCUUGAGGUGCCAAAGACAUUUGAGCCGACGGAAGAUUACAAAAUGAAGGUCUUGGUUGACGUAAAAAACACGGGUCCUUACGACGGAGCGGAGGUUGUCCAGGUCUACAUCCACGAUCCAGAGAGUACGCUGCUGAGGCCUGUCCGAGAGCUCAAGGCGUUUUCCAAACCUUUCUUGUCUGUCAAUGAGACAAAGACUGUUGAGGUUGUGCUCGAUAAGUACUCACUUUCGUACUGGUCGCAGGAGAGGUCCAGGUGGAUUGCUGAAGCAGGAGACUACGUUGUCAUUAUUGCCUCAAGCUCCAAACCGCAGGACGAGAUCCUGCGGGCCACUUUUAACUUGCCCGAGACCUUUUUCUGGGAGGGCGUCUGA
Messenger RNA from Colletotrichum abscissum, 2532 nucleotides. RefSeq names its product glycosyl hydrolase family 3. The coding region runs from base 1 to 2532 and encodes 843 amino acids. The transcript has 5 exons. NCBI's taxonomy places the organism in Eukaryota, Fungi, Ascomycota, Sordariomycetes, Glomerellales, Glomerellaceae. The record is from RefSeq and is a predicted model, not a curated record. Gene Ontology annotation, molecular function: beta-glucosidase activity. Gene Ontology annotation, biological process: glucan catabolic process.